GGAUGAAGGGAAACACUCUGAGCGGCUAGAAGCAGCCCAGAGACACCAGAUCUAGAAAACAGUUUAAAAUCAUCUCAGAGACGGAAUGAGCGCGAAGGUUCUGCAGGAGGAAGUUUCUGCGUCUCUGAGCAGAGUAGUGGACACAGCGGAGGGGGGGCUGACUGUGUUUAAGGAAGAGCCUGUGGGAGAGGAGGAUGGAGGCGGUGAGCUUCUGUUUGAGGGGAGGGGCUCACCUGAGCUGCAGCUCCACGGAGAUCUGGCGCAGUACGCGGCCACUUUACGCACGCACCCCGUGGCCUUCACCGGCAGGUUCUCAGUGGAGUCCAGGGGAGCAGGAGAGCCGUGGACAUCCGGAGACACCAUCAACGUGGUCAGCGCUGACAUCGGCAGUAACGCGCCUGCUGCGCCCUCUCCAGGUAUCUACGCACCUGAAGCAGGAGGCGGCGGCAUGGCGCACGGCCCGCCGGACAUCAGCCACAUGUACGCGCCCGCGCAUCCGCACCCCCACACCGCGCCCUCCUACUCCUGCAGCGGGGACAUGUACCAGGACCCGUCAGGUGGGGGGUACCUGCCCCCCUCCACCUGCUCCGUGUCCUAUCACCCCCCACAGGCCUACACAUCAGCGCCCAAACCCAGCGUGGACGGCCCUGCGCUGCUCUCCAUCAUUCCAGAGUACGGAGGCUUCUACCAGCAGAGCUGCCAGAGGGACCUGCAGACCGCCUUCCCGGACAGGAAGUCCCUCCCCUACACGCUGGACCCCCUCAGGGUGCCUCCGCCUCUCACGCCGCUCAACACCAUCAGGAACUUUACGCUGGCUGCUCCUCCCGCCGCCGUGGAGGGCCCGAUGGCUGCGGCCUUCCCCAGCCACCAGAACCUCCCCCUCAGACCCAUCCUGCGGCCCAGGAAGUACCCGAACCGGCCGAGCAAGACGCCGGUCCACCAGAGGCCCUACCCCUGCCCCGCGGAGAGCUGCGACCGCCGCUUCUCGCGCUCCGACGAGCUGAGCAGACACCUGCGCAUCCACACCGGACACAAGCCGUUCCAGUGCCGCAUCUGUAUGCGCAACUUCAGCCGCAGCGACCACCUCACCACGCACAUCCGCACGCACACCGGGGAGAAACCCUUCUCCUGCGAGCAGUGUGGGAGGAAGUUUGCGCGCAGCGACGAGAGGAGGAGGCACAUGAAGAUCCACCAGCGGCAGAAGGAGAAAAGGUCCUAAAUCCUCCUAAAUGCUCCUGGAGGAGGAGGGAGAUGCUGACACACCGCCUGCAGAUCAGGACCAGAAAGUGAAGAUAAUCUAACAGGAACAUCUCCUUAUUUAUGACCUUAGAAAAACUGCAAACAUCCCAACAGAUGGUCAACAAGUUUAUAGCUUAGUAAAUAAUUAGAGCAGAUGGUGAUGAUGAUGAUGAUGAUGAUGAGGUGUCUGUGCAAACCUUAGAGGAGUCUCCCUGCCUUCCGUGUUCCGCUCCAGAACCUUUCUGUGUUCUGAUGCUCUCAGGGAUCCAAACCGCAGAGUCACAAACAGAGAGGGUUGAUGGAAGCAGCUCAGGACUCACAGCUUCAGGCAGAACUUCCAGCUUGUUUGCACAGGAAGUGAAGAAGAAGAAGGAAGAAGAUGUCGGACUGAGAGCAGAAGCCUGAUGAUCUGCAGCUCCACUGGUUUUAUCUUUGGUUUCCAG
Molecule: messenger RNA, 1682 nt
Organism: Cyprinodon tularosa
Lineage: Eukaryota; Metazoa; Chordata; Actinopteri; Cyprinodontiformes; Cyprinodontidae
Product: E3 SUMO-protein ligase EGR2-like
Exons: 2
Coding region: 86-1219 (377 amino acids)
Biological process (GO): regulation of transcription by RNA polymerase II
Molecular function (GO): RNA polymerase II cis-regulatory region sequence-specific DNA binding; DNA-binding transcription factor activity, RNA polymerase II-specific
Source: RefSeq, a predicted model, not a curated record